Messenger RNA from Amphibalanus amphitrite, 5391 nucleotides. RefSeq names its product DNA replication ATP-dependent helicase/nuclease DNA2-like. The transcript has 18 exons. The record is from RefSeq and is a predicted model, not a curated record. Bases 283 to 4563 code for a protein of 1426 amino acids. Gene Ontology annotation, biological process: replication fork reversal. Lineage: Eukaryota; Metazoa; Arthropoda; Thecostraca; Balanomorpha; Balanidae. Gene Ontology annotation, cellular component: cytoplasm. Gene Ontology annotation, molecular function: 5'-flap endonuclease activity; single-stranded DNA helicase activity.
GAUUUGAACUGAAAUGCAAAAGGUUAGUAAGAAAAUACGUGUAUUUACAAUUAACCGUAAGAUAGAUCAAGAUGGGUUUUGUGAUUUUGAAUCAUGGGAAACGUUGUAAAGGGAUUAGGCGGGUAGGUCAAAGUAUCCUUGCUUACGAUUGUUUAAGUGUCUUGAUUGUGUGUCAACCUUGUUGAAAAAAAUCAGCAUCAACUUAUUUAAAAAGGAACCAAUUCAGCCAUUCUGCUUGAGCAUCUCUGCAUUUGAUUUGAGCAUUCUCUAUUGCCAACAAUCAUGGGUAAAGGCAUCAAUAAACUGUCAAAGUCGCAGAAAAGUGUGCCGCCGAAGUCGCAGACCCGGAUUUCGGCGUUUUUCGGACGGGCUCCGGCCGCGCCCGCCACUGCGGCGUCCGACGUCAUCACCCACUCCGCCGGAGCGGUGCGUCGCUCCCCACGAAAAAGACCUGCUCCCGAUGACGUCAUUAGUGUCGCGAAGCCGCUCAGCACCUCUCAGGCUGUGCCCGCCCCGCCGUGUGAGAUAGACCUUGACGAUUCUUGCGAGGUGAUUCCGAACAACAUGGGGAGAAACGAUCGAGGGUCGGAGAAGGAGAACUGUUUGACUGGUAUUUCUGACUGGACUAGUGCGACUGAGAAGGGUUUAGAUUCUGGUGCUGGUGCCGGUGUAGGAUAUGCCCCCAGUGAUGAUAAGUGUUUCGACAGUGGUGCUAACGUACUUGGUGAUACAGACAAACUCGCUGUUCCUGAUGGAACUCGGUUAGUACAGAGACUAACCAAGAGACCCAGAAACGGGCCGGAUGUGUCCCCAGAUAGAAAACGAUCGAACGUGACGUCAUCCACCGCGGCGGACAGCGUUAGAAACCCUUCUGCCGCGGUAAGCCACCUGAGAAGAUCUCCGAGGAAGCUGAAUGGACCUGCGAAGUCGCUCACGAUGACCAAUUUCCCUCGGAGGUCGCCAAGAAAACCUUUAACCCGAUUACCCGGAGAGACAGCGCCCAGAAAAGGACGAGACGCGGUCUCCGUGGAUCUCGAGCGCGCACUGCUGGCAGGCGAGGUAGCCGCCGGCGUUCCGGUGAUCAAAGUGAGCCCGAGUGCGAGGACUUCGGCCGGACAGAUAGCUAGCGCCGAGCAACCGCACGGCAAUGAUAUCAAAUGCGAGAUAGGUACGAAUGCAGUGAGUAAACUGCAGUCUGCCAGUGACACGACCGCUGUGGCAGUGGACGGUGCUCCGUACGGGUCAGUCGAAAGGACAGAGGCGCGGACGGUUAGUGAGGGCUCCGGGCCGGUGAAGGUGAAGGCGGAGGAUGCGGGCUGUGAGGUGGCCGUGGCGGCGAUCACACCCCAGAAGAGGCCGCCCUGUCUCACUCCGGAGCCAGAGGAAGCGUCCGCUCUGCUGUUCGACUCGAUGGCCGACCUCUUCUCAUCACCGUUCAAGGAGGAAGGAGACUGCAGGUCAGAGGUCACCGCGCCGCUCCGCUCCUCCGACCCCGGCGUUCCCGCCUGGCAGAGGUUCGACCGCUACACUGUCAGCUUCGUGGAGCGGCUCACAGAUGGCAGCACCGUGCUGUCGCUGCGGGCUACCGAGGCCGGCCAGCGAGACCGCUCCGUCACCCUGCGCGGCUCGUGGUCCUCGACACGUGUGGCCGCCGGAGACACUGUGCACGUGCUACACACCUCCAAUGGUGACGUCAUCGACAACCUGGCUGGCCAGCUGGUGGUGCGGCCGGACCGCCUCCUCUCCGGCACCAGCGUGGUCUCGGCCGUCUUCUGUGCCCGCAAGGCCGUGCUCUCUGAGCUGUUCCGUGGUCUGGAGCCCGGAAAUAAAGCCAUGCUGGUCGGAACGAUGGUUCACCAGCUGUUUCAGGAGGUGAUGAGGAACCGCCUCUGUACAGCCAGCGCUAUCCGGUCGCGCGUCUCCGAACUACUGCGCCAGAACUCAACCGUCAGCGCCGCAUACGGCGGCAAUCUCUCCAGCGCCGAGCUGGUAGAGGAGCUGGAUCAGUUCGUGGCGCCCAUCCUGGCCUGGGUGCGGCGCUACGCUGAGUGGGGGCGAGACGCAGAGGUGGCGACACCUAUACAGGGAAAAGUGGCGACGCCAGCGCCACGCAGCGACGAGAUCUGGGACGGCCGGGUAACGGCGCUGAAGGAUAUCGAAGAGAACUACUGGUCACCACGGCUCGGCAUCAAGGGAAAAAUCGAUCUGACUGUUGAAGUCAAGUGCAGAAAACGUCCUACAAAGGUGUUACCCCUGGAGCUGAAGACUGGCAGACCUACGUUCUCUGCCGAACACCAGGGUCAGGUGACGCUCUAUUCCAUGAUGACGUCAGAGAGGAGGCCCGACCCCGGCGCGGGACUGCUGCUCUACCUGAGGACGGGCGGUAUGCGGGAGGUGGCGGCCGGGCCGCACAAUCAGAGAGAUCUGCUGCAGCUGCGGAACGAGCUAGUCUACUUCCUGAGCGCUGCCCCAGCCCCCGCCGACCCCGCCGCCGCCUCUGUCGACCCCGCCGCCGCCUCUGUCGACCCCGCCGCCGCCUCUGCCGACCCUGCCGCCGCCUCUGUCGACCCGCUGGGGGAGCUGGAGCUGCCUCCGCUGCCAGAGGUCAUUGGCAACGAGCGGGCCUGUCAGAAGUGUCCCCAUCUGGUGGCGUGCUCGGCCUACCAGCGACCGAGCGAUCCUCCUCACGCGGUUCCGGACGGUGCCUCACACCUAUCCCCGGCCCACCUGGCCUAUUUCCUGCGCUGGAGCCUUCUACUGCGCCUCGAGGCUGCUCACUCGGCCGACCAGGUCUCUAUGGCGCGGCUCUGGUGUCUGCCGGCGGCCGAGCGGCAGGCGCGCGGCCACGCGCUGGCCCGCUGCCGGCUGCUGGGUGCGCGCCGCACCCCAGCCGGCUGGGUGCACCGGGUGCAGCGUCCGCCGGGUGCGCCGGCCACCCAGCUGGCGGUGGGUGACCUGGUGAUGGUCGGAACCGACCUCCGGCUGGCCGUCUGUAUGGGGAACCUGACCGAGCUGAGCGACACGGAGGCCGCGGUUCUGCUCGACCGCGACCUGACCUCGUACCCUGGCGGCGCCGAAGAGCUGUACCACGUGGACAAGUGCGAGUACCAGGUGGAGACGAGCAUGGGCACCUACUUCUCGAGUCUGGCCCGGCUACUGGACAACAACGAGCACAGUCGGCGGCUGCGAGAGCUGCUCAUAGACCGUCGUCCGCCGUCGUUCCUGCCGGGUCUGGGCCGUCUGGUCAUCACCAAGUGUCGUGACAUCCUGAGGCCGCUGAACAAACUGCAGCAGAGGGCCCUGCUGCGUGUCAUGAUGGCUGAGGACUACCUGCUCAUUCAGGGCAUGCCGGGCACAGGCAAGACGUCGACAAUCGUGGCGCUGGUGCGUCUAUUGGUGACCAUGGGCCGCUCGGUGCUCCUCGCCAGCUACACCCACUCGGCCGUGGACACCGUCCUGCUCAAACUGAAGGAGCAUUUCACCGACUUUGUACGACUGGGUCGGCCGGGCCGGGUCCACGCCGAGCUGCAGAAAUUCAGCGCAGAGAUCCAGACACAGUCGCUCACCACGCCGGAGGAGAUGGAGAAGUUCUACGACUCCAAGCCCGUGGUGGCCACGACGUGUCUGGGCACCAACCACCCGGUCUUCCAGCGCAGAAAGUUCGACAUCUGCAUCAUCGACGAGGCCUCACAGAUCGUCCAGCCGGCGGCGAUCGCGCCGGCGCUGCUGGCCGGCCGCUUUGUGCUGGUCGGCGAUCCCGAGCAGCUACCCCCGGUCAUACAGAGUCCGGCAGCGCGCCGCAGGGGUAUGGACGAAUGUCUGUUCAGUCGACUGGCCGCCGAAGGCAAUACGGUCCAGUUGACCCUGCAGUACCGUAUGAAUCGCGCCCUUACGGCGGCGGCGAAUCAUCUGACGUAUGACGGGAGACUGAGCUGUGGGUCGGAGACGGUUGAUGCGGCGACUGUGAGGACGAUGGAGAGCAGACCAUCUGACCCGGUGUGGCUGUCGUCGGCGCUCCACCCGUCCAUGGAGCGCUCACUGCUGAUGCUCGACACCUCCGACCUCGACUGGCGGCACUCGAGUGACGCCCACGGCGCGGUCUCCAACGCCGCAGAGGCCGCACUCGUGGCGCACAUCGCCGCCGAGAUGGUCGAGCGCGGCCUGCCCGCCGCGGACCUGGGUGUGAUUGCGCCGUACCGGGGCCAGGUGAAACUGCUGCGCGCCUCCCUGCCCGCCGCCGUGGAGGUGAACACCGUGGACCAGUACCAGGGCCGGGACAAGUCGGUCAUACUGUACUCGUGUACCCGCACCGCAGCGCGACGCACCGACUCGACGGGCGACAGAGCGGACGGCAUGGAGACCACGGACAUCCUGAGCGACCACCGGCGGCUGACGGUAGCCGUCACACGCGCCAAGCACAAGCUGGUGCUGGUCGGUCGGCGUGAUGCUCUCACCACGUACCCGCCGUUCGCCCGGCUGUUCGGACACCUGGCCGGCGAGCGGGUGCUCCGACUGACCCCAGGUCAGGUCAGCUCGCUCACAGCGGCCCACGAGGUCAGCUGAGGUCAGGUCAGCACGAGUGCGGGGUGGGUGAUAGGCCCGAGGUUGUCGGUGGGGUGGGCGAUGUCAGAGAAGUUGUUGGAUAACGAGAAGGAGAUUAGUUGCUUCGCUGCCAGAGGUCGCACAAAAGCCUGGGAACGGGUUGUGUGAUCCCAAGUCGACUUAGUCCUAUUGGGAUAAUCUCUGUCGCAUUAUAACGUAGCUGACAGCGAUUAUUAUGUUUGCUGAAUCGAAUGUUUGCCGAUGGGUUUGGAUGAUGUCGUUGGUCCAGUGAUACUGUCCAUUGCCGAGUGUCCCAUGAGCCAUACCAAGUCGCCAAAUGGUUGGUACAAUCGACAAACGAACGAAGGCUAGUCUGAAUGCGGAAAUCAAUUGAGGCCACAGCGAAUUUAACUUUUCUCAUCAAGCUUGCAACACAGACGAUCAACUCAAAGUACAAAAUAAUUUCAAUCGAAGUACGAUAUCGAAGUUCAAUUGCCGGUGCAUUUGUUUGUAAACAUUUCUUGGUUAAAACAUCGUUUGUAUAAGUCGGGUGUAAUUUGUGUUCAGUUAUUGUGAGCUUCUAUAAAAAAAACUACUAUAAAAACUACUAUUAUACCUCGCUCGCUUCCAUGCCGUCGCCUGGCAAUCGUAUUGGACCACUUGAUAUUGUAAAUGUUAGCCUGUUGACUGUGGUACUGCGCUCCUUUCACUGCCAUUUGCGACCUGUGUCAACCUGACCGUUGAGCUGUGUAGCAUUGCAUCGCUUUUAUAUGCAUCAUGGGUGUUACUUGAUGCAUGCCAUGCCACAGGAAGCUCUAUAGUUCAAAUAUAUCGCAAACUACCUACUUC